GUUAGCGUUGUUGUUUUUGUGAAAUAUAUAAUGCAGUACUGUCUAUUGAAAUAAAUCAUCUAUGUCGUUGGAUGAUAUUUUCGUUAUUGGUGAAUUUGGACAGAAAAGUUAUUAUAAAAAGUUGAAAGGAAGUAAUGUCUUAACAGUGGUGUAAGGUAGAAUAAGAAAAGUGAAAACACAACAAAGAAAAUAAGAACAAGGAAAAUCAAGAACCAAUUAUAAAAAAAAAGAAAGCGGAAAAGGGAACAGAAAAACACUCAAAGAAAACGAGAAUAAAGGAAAACAUUUUCAUGAAAGACUAGGAAAGAUUUGGAUAUAAAGAGAAGAAAAGAAUAGAAAAGAGGAACGAGAGAGAUAGAAGAAGGAAAAAAAUAGCAAAAAUGAUAAGACUGUCGCCAAAAAUGAAACACAUACUAUACCAGAGAAAACAUAUAGUGUUCCUCACUGCAUUGCUGUUCCUUGUGACAUUAAUGACGUUAACAGCCCCACAAAGCAACGGGGUUUUCGUCACCAAUGAAAACGACGAACUUCUAAAAAGCCUUUGGCAGGAAAGACAGCGAGGGGGGGCGCAGGUGAAACAGGUUAAACAGCAGAUAAAUCAGAUAGAGGACUUAGCUACAGGUCCCUUGAAGGAAGAUGACCUGGAUCUUCUAAGGUUGCUAAAAGAGAGAUACCUUGCUAAACCGAGUGACAAACCAACGAACUUGAUGCUGAACAAAGAUGGCGCUCGAGCUAAGAAUUACAACGUCUACAGAACGUCUUUCCAUUCUUGGAUUCGCAUUAACAACAUCUUGAAGAAAUUAUUCUCCGGAGAGCCUCCCCAUUUCUUCGUCGAAGCUGGUGCUCUCGACGGCGAAUUCAUCUCCAACACUUUGUACUUGGAGCAGGACCUCGGCUGGACUGGAUUGCUAGUCGAGGCUGACCCUCUGUUAUACGCGGCUUUGCCAGGCAAGAACCGUAAGGCCUGGAGCUCACAGACGUGUCUCUCCCCUUCCGACGUCGCCGAGAGACUGACCUUCGAGACGUAUGAACCGCGAGAUGAUCGUGAUGUGGCAGCUGCCUUGCUGGUGAGGUCAACAGGUAACCUCGCCGGCAUCCGCUCUCCAGCCUUGGGUCAAAUGGGGUCAAAAAUCCCUGUGGAGGUCCAGUGUUUCCCUCUCUUCUCGUACCUCCUCGCCCUCAACGCCACCUCCGUCGGAUACGUCAGCCUCGACGUCGAAGGAGCCGAGGCCGAGAUCCUCCUCCACCUGCCUUGGGAUAGAGUGGAUGUCACAGUGUGGAAUAUCGAACACCGAGACGCGAAUGAGGGCUUCAAAAUCCACUAUGAGGAACCUUGGGGCAUCCGCGCUCCACCUAUUCCACCUCGCCUUCGUCCUUCCGGAUCUUUGGGAGGAAACGAAGGAGGGAAAGAAAGAAUUGAUAAAACGGUGGAUGGAGAGAAGGACGUUCCCCCCAAGAAGAUCGUUUACGUGACCCAGCAUGACCCAGCAGCGGGGAAGGACCCAUACCUAGUGAGGUUUAUGAAGGAGAAAGGAUAUCGACUUUAUGAUUACUGGGAUGGGGAUUAUACAUUCAUCAAGGCCGACUCGGAAAUCUGUCGAAAGCAUUGCAAAGUCGAUGUUGAAUAGGCCUAUGUUGAGUAAUCUGUUCUUUGUUGACCUCACUUACGGGCCAGUAAUUAACCGAUGUGGAUUUUCAGGGAAUGAGAAGCUUUCUAGAUCUAUAUAUCUUCAAGACUUUAUAUGUAUAUGCAAAUGAAUGUACAAUUGUUUAUGUAUAUAUUUAUAUACCACGCAUAUAUAACUAUAAUUAUCAA
This is a messenger RNA of Penaeus indicus, 1816 nucleotides long. RefSeq lists its product as uncharacterized. The transcript is spliced from 6 exons. NCBI's taxonomy places the organism in Eukaryota, Metazoa, Arthropoda, Malacostraca, Decapoda, Penaeidae. Bases 381 to 1628 code for a protein of 415 amino acids. The record is from RefSeq and is a predicted model, not a curated record.